CUGUAUCUGUUGAUAUAAUAAAAGGAAUAUAAAUUAUGGUAGCGGCGACGAGAACCAGGCAUCCCCAGAGGCAGGUCAGGAAGGGAAAGCGCUAUAACGUCGACGAGCUUAUCUCGGCUAACGCUGGCGUCGACGAGGAGUCUGAUAUUGAAGAAAAUGAUAGCGGCAGCGAAGAUGAACAGGCACGGUUGAGUGAACUGCAAGCAGAAUCUGAAGAUGACGACGAGUACAUUUCUCCAGGAAGAAAGAAGAGAAGAACGGCGGGCUCGAACAAACUGUCGAAAAAGACCAAGAUCCAGAGAAGAAUACCCCAAACAGCAGAAGAGUUAGGUGAUGAUUUUGAGGAAAACAAAUUGUACAGAGCAUUAAGCGAUCCCGACGCUUCUAUUGAACGGUUGGCGUUGGACUGGAUUGAAGAGUACUCCAUAGGAGGCCAGAAUGGCUCAAUAGAGUGUGUGACCACUUUGGUGAAUUUGAUUCUUAGAUGCUGUGGAUGUAUUCAUUUAUUGCAACCUCACGAUUUAUCGAAUUUGAGUUCGGCCAAAGAGACAAUAGGCGAGCUUGAAAUUGCAUUCAGGAGCCAGAAGAGCCAUGAAUACCCGUUCAUUUCAAAUAACAAGAACUUGAAGUUUUUCAAAGCCAAUGUUGUGGAAUUCUUCGAAGAGAUUGUGGCUUUGAGCCACAAGAAAGGUUUAUUAUACAUUGAAAGAGGCACCAGUGAGGAAGGUGAGUCCUUAGCAUCACCACUAGUGAAUCAGGUAUUCACGUGGUUGUUUACGUUGACCACCUGUCCUAUCAGACCUUUAAGGUACGUAGCUACAACUGUAUUGUUGGUUAUUCAGACUCAAUUGAGUAGGGCAUUUCUGGAGGUAAAUGGUCUUUUGGAAAAACAUCAACGUCAAUUGAGUAAUCUCAGAAAGGCGAAAAGAAAGCAGAAGGCUCAAAUCGACACGGUCCAGAAUAUCGUCGAGGACUUCAACCAUAAAAAUGAAACUUUGAAGGAGUAUUUUAGUGAUGUUACCGAUGUGGUGUUUGCUAACAGAUACCAUGAUAUUGAUCCCAUGCUCAGACAAGAGUGUGCUUCUGCUCUUGGAGAAUGGAUGUUGACUGCAUCUGACGUAUUUUUGCAGAGCUCUUAUUUGAAAUUCUAUGGCUGGUUGUUAUCAGAUCCAAACAAUAGUGUCAGAAGUGAAGUCACAAAGGUUUUGCACAAGUUAUACAAGCAGCAAGCAUCAUUGGGAGGUGAAGGGUAUCCUUCUCUCAGAGUGUUCUCAGAUAAGUUUAAAGGCCAGAUGAUAAAGAUGUGUCAAAUAGAUCAAGACCCACACGUAAGGAGCUACUUGACUUUGAUACUACAGGAAAUGAUAAAAUUGGAUUAUUUGGAGUACAGUGAACAAACCCAGAUUAUCCUGAGUUUCAUGGUAUCG
Yamadazyma tenuis ATCC 10573 is the source of this 1427-nucleotide messenger RNA. RefSeq names its product Irr1p (gene IRR1). The record is from RefSeq and is a predicted model, not a curated record. Gene Ontology annotation, biological process: sister chromatid cohesion. Lineage: Eukaryota; Fungi; Ascomycota; Pichiomycetes; Serinales; Debaryomycetaceae. Gene Ontology annotation, molecular function: chromatin binding. Gene Ontology annotation, cellular component: cohesin complex; nucleus; chromatin.